This is a messenger RNA of Cyphomyrmex costatus, 5421 nucleotides long. It is a transcript of the gene nrm, whose product is annotated as neuromusculin. Lineage: Eukaryota; Metazoa; Arthropoda; Insecta; Hymenoptera; Formicidae. The record is from RefSeq and is a predicted model, not a curated record. Bases 1 to 5343 code for a protein of 1780 amino acids. The transcript is spliced from 22 exons.
AUGCGAACGUUUCAAAUAUUCGUCGAAUCCCGAAACACUAUACAAACAGAAUUCCAAGACGAGAAUGCGAUUCGAUCGUGCAACGUCAACGUGGAUUUGCUUCCCCACGGCUAUUUCAGGGAUGAAACGUUGUCCCGCCAGCUUACCAAGGUGGGCACGAAAAUGCAUUUGAAAGUCGAAAAUGUGUCGGGAGAAAGUACAAUGCAAAAGCCUUCGGCAGCUGCACCGUUAUAUUCUUUAGUAACCGUAAUAGCGAGGAAAAUGGUUUCUGCGAGGUGUGAAAAUCGUAAUAUCAGAUACGGGAGCGAGCCGUGGUUGAGAACCGUGAAGCUUGCUGAGCUCGGAACAGAGAUUUCACUGCCCUGCGUUCUGAAAUCACCGCAGUGUGAAGGUCUGCACAGCAUCAAGUGGUACCACGGAUCCACGAGGAUUUUCAUUUUCAGUGAGGACGCCGGGAUUAUACGCGGCAAUAACGACAUUGCUGCUAGGGCGGACAUAGAGUAUUCAUCGAAUUCAUCGAAAUCAUAUUUGAAGAUAACCGAAGUUCAACUGAACAACGAGGGUCUGUACAGAUGCGAGGCUACAUAUAUGGCAGUCAACCGAGAAUGCAACAACGUACAGCAUGUUGUUCUUAACGUCACAGUGCAACCAGCGUUUGUACGUGUCAUCGAUGAAAAUUCCAAAAAUACUUUGAGUACCGGCGCCACUUUAGGACCUAUAAACGAAGGUUCGAUAAUAUCAUUGUACUGCGAAAGCGGAGAAGGCAAACCUGUACCUACGGUCGAGUGGUUUAAAGAUGACCAGCUACUCGAAGCAACAAACUCAAGGACUGUUACUGAUACCGGAAUUGGUACUGGCAGUAGUUUACUGGAGAUGCAAAUUACACGAGAAGAGUUAGGCACAACAUUCACGUGUAAAGUCAACAAUAUUGCACUCAUGGAACCACUAACAGUUGAUAUUAAACCCAACAUACAUGUACGCCCACUGAAAAUGGAUUUGGAUGGAGUGGUUGGUCACGUCGUGCAGGGCACAAAGAUUUUAUUGCAAUGUAAAGUACAAGCCGCACGACCCGCUGCUAAUGUGACGUGGAAGAACGGAACACACUUUUUAAGCAAGAACAAUGAGCGACUCGAAAUGUUUGAAACAAAAAUAGAGGAAAAUGAGGAUAGUACAUUCGAAACCAUAAGUUAUCUCGCGUUUACUGCAUCCGUAUACGACAACGGUAAAACAUUCAAGUGUUACGCCGAAAAUUCGGUUACUCGUACUGAAGACCUAAAACCAAUGAAGGAAGCAACAACGAUCGAAGUAUUAUAUCCGCCAAUAAUUAAAAUGAAGCCAAACAACAUAACCGUUAACGAGACAGACAACUUUUUAAUAUUCUGCGAUUAUGAGGCAAAUCCGGCUACGCUACUAAAAGUGACGUGGUUACGAGACGACGAUGAAUUAAUGUUAAACGAAGAACAUUACGAUGGUGGAAUCACAGAACAAACAGCACUCACAGUGAAAAACGCGACUCCUAGUGACAUGGGUUCUUACAAAUGCAUCCUAGAAAACAACGCCGGUCCAACCGUUUCCGAGGAUGCCGUACAGGUUUCAGUCUUUUAUAAACCAGUGGCAGAAGUGAUAAUGGAUCCGGAAACACCUGUGAACGAGGCGGAUCGUCAGAAUGUUUCACUAACGUGCGAAGUCGACGCCGGUAAUCCGGCGAUACUGACAGCCGUCCGUUGGUAUUUGGACGGAGAUCUAUUGAAAGAACUUCCGGAUUGCUCGAGGAAUAGCACUGCCAUGACAACAAGCUCCGAGGAAUCACUGGCAUUCUGUGACAUCGACCCCAGCAAGCUGCUGCUGGAAUCUGUCGGCCGCACCUUCCACGGCAACUACUCCUGCGAAGGGAAAAACGAAGCUGGUUGGGGACCGACCUCCCCGAGCACGCCUGUCAUAGUUUAUUAUAAGCCCGGCCCGGCAUCGAUAACGUAUGAACCUCGGCAAGUGGUGAAGAAACAAGCAUUAUCCAUCACUUGCUUCGUUUUGGAUCCCGGCCGACCGAGAGUGUCAGGCUUCAAGUGGCUGCGCGGCUGGCACCGACUUCCAGACGAGAACGAAGCCACACUUUUCAUCGAGUCGGUUAAUUUGGAAACCGAGGCGAAUUUCACAUGUCUAGCUUACAACGAAGCUGGUGAUGGAGAACCAGCCACAACGUUUAUCGACGUAUCCGCGGCCCCGACGUUCAUUAAGAAGCUCCAUUCGUAUCGCGGCUACGUCUAUAAUGCGCCUAACGUGAGCAUCAUGUGUUGGGUCGAAUGUGCUCCGAUCUGCACUAUUUCCUGGCUGAGAGAUGACAUUCCCAUGGACUUCACGAAAACGAAUCGAUACUACGUGUCGAACGUUUAUCAUCCACCUGACCCAAGGACCAACGACUUCGAGAGCAUGCAAUCGACUCUCAUAUGGAAUCUGACGAUCUGGCCGAAUGGUCAGCUAGACCGUGCUGAGGAUAACGUCAAAUUUACCUGCAAGAGCAGCAGCAACGGAAUCGGUGCGGGCGUGGAGAGUAGUACCCACUUUCAUGUCGAGUUUCCCCCAGAGGAUAUCACAAUAUCGAAGAAGAUAAUCAAUGUGACAGUGGAUACAGUACCGGAAACCGUUGAGUGUAACGCGAAAGCGCGACCAAAACCGAACUUCCGAUGGUUUCGCGAAGGGUCCACUGAUACCAUUAUGGAAGGUCAUGUAUUUGACUUGAAAAUGCCAAUACCACGGCGUAGUAGUGGCACUUACUAUUGCGAAGCAUCGAAUCGUCAUGGCUCCUUGAAUAUCUCAAUUAUCAUGAAUGUGCAAUUUAAACCAGAAUGUCACAUAGAAAAAGAACGUUUCGAGGGCCAGGACUAUGUCGUUUGCUCAGCCAUUGCCAAUCCGAAAGAGACGGAUUUCACUUGGUCAUUGAAGAACGAAAACGACUCGCUGGAGCAGGUCGCACAAAUGCGAAACGGAAAAAGUUACAUGCCACUUGAUACCUCAGUUACUAACUUACGGACGUACGUGUGCAGGGCAAACAACACAAUCGGCCAUUCCGUAGCGUGUGAACGCGAUAUACCAGGACAUAUACCUUGGUGGCAUCGAUUGGAGGGUAAUCUGCUACUGAUUAUUAUCGUAGUGACGGUGAUCAUGAUACUAGUCCUAAUAUUGAUCUGCGUGGCCAUUUACAUCGUGUGCCGACGAAAACGCAGCCAAUUGAAAUACAGUACUCGGGUGGUCGAGCUGGAGGAACGCGAACAUCCAGACGGUGGACCGCCCAGUCCAACGGUAUCCUCGCACUCGGUUCAAAGUCCGGCACAGCCGACAUCGGCGCCGAGAUGGCCCUUGAAGCCAGGCGUACUAGUGCACAUCAAUCGAACUCACAGCCUGCGAUCCGGCCUGAGCGUUCGUGCGAACGAGACUAAUCUGCAAAACGAGCUGAUGGGCAAACAUAACGACGAAUCGCUCAAACAGAGGUUCCUCGACGAGACGUCAUUGUCGUCGAUCGGUUGUAACCCAGCUCGGACAGUAUUCCGCCGCGGUAGGAAAGAUCAAACCGCGCAGAGAACAACCAGCAUGACCAGUCUGAACGAAGACGGUAUGCUUGCGCGGGCUAACAAGAUAAAAGCCAUGUUUGGCGUACAGCUCAAAGAGCAGGCCACCCUACCCGGUAUAUCCAGAGAAAAGACAGCUGUGACUUACAAGAGAAUUGUGCCGCGACAGCGGAUGUUGCACGGCGUGGAACCAUCCUAUGAGCCAAAUCGUGGUAAUAUAUCUCGUAAGAGAAAAAAACCUGGAGCAGAUCCCAAUCAAGCCGCGAAUAACAAUCAUGUGAACAGCGUGUCGGAAGUUCUUCCCGACUCUGGGACAAAGACGUUCUACGAAAAUUUACCUUUCCACGGGAUUCAAGCGCCACCUAACAAGUUGGUUACUCCUAAGUUUGCCCGAGUUUCGGCUUUGCAUGGCACGUUGCAUUCCAUCACGACCUCGCCGUGUUCCUCGCGGCCACCUAGCAGAGCUGUCAGUCUGUGCAAUGGCAGUUCCGGUUAUGAGUCGACCAUGAGCCACCUAGGCCCUCACUACAACAUCUACAACGUGCCCAGGAGCAAUUCACCAGUGCUUAAAUACAACACCCUGAAACCACGGCGGCGCAAACAGAAACACUCGCAACAGUUCUAUUCGUUGCGGUUGUGUCGUCGGCAUGAAAAUAUCCGCAGGAAAUACGAGCUAUAUGCGAUACCAAUCUAUAAGACGUGCCCGCACAGGAGCGACAGCACGACCACAAUCGCGACGAUCGUCCGGUCGAUGGAGGAUACGCCGUCCUUGACCCUAAGCCAAGCUUCGGCAUCGAUCAGCCUGAUGAGCCGAUCGGCACCGUCGACGCCGAUACCAUCGUCACCGACGACACCACCGAUACCAGCACCGAGGAUGUCCAAAAAAACUGAUCCAUCCAAACACACCUACCAAAAUGUCCCUCCUCCCGUUUUUCCGCCGAAAAACGCUUCGUUGCCUAAGCUUAAGACCGACAGCCUAUACAACUACAAAGAACACUACCAGCAGCAGCAUCGGCAGGAGAUGCAACAGUACAGCUACCCCUUACCGAGCAACAGUUCGAACCAACUAACACUGCCACUAACGAGCAGCCUCUACCAUUCCUCGAUAGUUAGUCCCCUGCAGACUUCCCUCGUUUACACUAAUAACAGCCGGCCAUCCACCCUGAUGCACCAUGAGGCUGCCACUACUGGCAAUCACUUGCCUACGGUGCAUCGGGACGAGGAGCAGCAGUCGAAUUACGGUAAUCACGAUGCGAGACAAUCAUCGACGCGUCGACACGCGACGAAUAGACGAAACGAGCGUAAUCGGAAGUACCGGAAACACGAGCGAACGUCAAGUGAUCGAAGCAAGUCGAAGCAAAGCCGACAAAGGGAUAGAGAUAAUCCUUCACGGCGUAGCGAUGCUUCCUUUGUCGAUACACCCAACUACGAGACCAGCUUCCAUCAAAUCCCGGAUCUGGGCGUGCCCGAGACGACGUACAAGAUCUCGUAUCCGCAUUACUACGAGGAUGACAUCGCGGAGUGCUCGACCGACUAUCACAGAACAAACUCGGCGAAGGCGCGCCAGCAACAGCAGCAACAGCCGCCGUGGGAGCAUCAAUCGAAUCGCUGCACUGGCAAUAACACGCCUCAAUUCGCAGCGGACGCGGCCGACACGAAAAGUCGCAACAAAACGUCGAAGACGAGACUCAGCGACACCCGCAGCAUACCAUCUGCGCCCACGAUAAUGCAGUACGCCGAGUUUCACUUCCGGGAUGUCGGUCAGGAGAUCGAUGUCUAAAGCCCUUCAAGCCGGAAUUCUCGGAUCUCGAUUAUGCGGACGUGGACUACAAGUCGUACGGGCCGAUUAACUAUAAAG